AUGAGCGUCCUCCCCGAGCAGAUCAGCCAGCUGGAGACCAGCGUCGCCGCCCAGUUCUCCGGGGCCCAGGAGUACAACCUGUCCGAGAUGAUGAACCUCCUGAAGUUCUACAACUUCGACCCGGUCGAGGUCGGCACCGAGGCCGCCAAGGCUCGCGGCCUCAUCGUCGCCCGCAUCAUCAUCAAGUCCCUGACCGUGUCGCCGCGGGCUGAUGCCGCCGCCGCCUGCUACCUGCUGAGCGCCACCCUGCUGGAGGACGAGAACGUCCAGGCCGCCCUUACCCUGCAGGAGCAGUUCGAGUGCAUCCGCCUCGAUGCCUUCUGGGCCUCCGUUGCCAAGCCCGCCGUGGCGGCCCUCAUCGAGCCGGUCGUCGGCUUCUUCGACAACAUCCGCGACGUCAUCGCCGGGGUUGUCUCCAUCACUUACCAGCGCCUUUCUCUUUCUCUCUUCGGCACCCUGGUCAACCUGUCUGGCGCUGAGCUCACUCAGUUCAUCUCCUCCAAGGGCUGGACCGUCGAGGGCGACGUCCUGUCCCUGCCCCUCGUCCCGGAGAACACCUCCUCCGAUGGCUCGGUUGUCUCGGACAACAUCCAGCUCCCUCAGCUCACCAAGCUGAUCACCUACGCUUCGACCUCCAACUAA
Molecule: messenger RNA, 642 nt
Organism: Fonticula alba
Lineage: Eukaryota; Rotosphaerida; Fonticulaceae
Exons: 4
Coding region: 1-642 (213 amino acids)
Biological process (GO): regulation of translational initiation
Cellular component (GO): eukaryotic translation initiation factor 3 complex; cytoplasm
Molecular function (GO): translation initiation factor activity; ribosome binding
Source: RefSeq, a predicted model, not a curated record